This is a messenger RNA of Crotalus tigris (Tiger rattlesnake), 5764 nucleotides long. It is a transcript of the gene KREMEN2, whose product is annotated as kringle containing transmembrane protein 2. Gene Ontology annotation, cellular component: plasma membrane. Gene Ontology annotation, biological process: multicellular organism development. The record is from RefSeq and is a predicted model, not a curated record. The coding region runs from base 1144 to 2589 and encodes 481 amino acids. NCBI's taxonomy places the organism in Eukaryota, Metazoa, Chordata, Lepidosauria, Squamata, Viperidae. The transcript is spliced from 8 exons.
CUGCUGGGAGUGGGGUGGGGAUGGCGGGGGAGCCGCCUUCCCUUCUGCCUCCGGCUGCCAGGGGAGCGGGCUGGGGGAACGAGCGCGGCGGCAGCUGCAGCGUCCGAGAAGAGAGCCAUCUGGCCAGGCGUCGUCGAACUCGGGGCGCGCUGGGCUGCGACAGGUGGUCCUCUCGCUUUAGGACGGCUCUUGGAGGAUCCGAUCUCUUCCCUCACCCAGCCGAGACGACCCCAACUCGGGCUACCUGAGCUGCGUCACCCGACCGAGAUAAACAAGCGCCACGGUGCGACUCCCCUCGGAUUUGGUCCUUCGGGGAUCGGCGGUGGCGGCUGGGAGGAUUGCUCCGGACGCCACCGUCCAGUAGACGCCGAGCGAGAUUCCUCGAGGGAUCGAAGACACUCACCUGAGGAUGACACCUGGCGGGGACGGGGCUUGACCUGCAGACCGGUCGGAAGAGGAGUGUGUAGGGGGAGAGAUCCGGAGAUAUCCGGAUUCAUUCCAGAGGGGAGCAGAUUGGUCGGGAGCCAAGAGAGGCGGGGAAGGGAGGCGGAGAGACAGAGACUAGGGAACGAUCCCUAAGCAUCCCGCUUCUGGCAGGCGAUUCAUCCGCUUUGAGAUCUGAAGUUUGGGAGCGAAGCCGAGAAGGGCGAGGCGCAAUCCCGUCUGCGAGGCGCGUCUUCAGUCCCGCCACCAGGAUGAUCUCCGACCCGGAGUAAUCCCAAAUGUCGUCCCGGAACGACAAGCCCGAUCGGUGGCUGAGUUUGGGAGGGCGCCUAGUAGGCUCCUGACUCCCGAGUAAAGACUCCAGAUGCGCAUCGACUGGUGCUCCUUCAAACCGGGAGAAGGCAGCCUCCGACGCGCUACCCUUUUGGAAACCGGGAGGAAAAGCAGCAUAGUUCCCACGACAGAACCACCCUGGACAGCGAAAGCAGGUUUCCGGGACCAGGACAAUUGCCCACUGAUCCAGUUGACCCCUUGAUCCGUAGGCUCCUGCCCGGCACCGUGACAGUUCAGAGACCCAGUUCAGAGACCCGUUGCAGCUCUAGUUGUCAGCUCUAGCUGUUAAGUUGGGAUCCUGGCGGUUCCCUCCAACUGUGGGGUGGCCUUGAUGCCCAGAGCAGGGGUGAGUGACACUGUCCAGAGAUGCCCUGGGAAGUCAUUGGUUUCCUGCUGGUGCUCCUUCAGCGGUCGUGGACUCUACAGAAAGCAGAAUUAUCUGAAUGUUUUAUGGUGAAUGGAGCUGAUUAUCGGGGAUUGCAGAACAGAACUGCGCCUGGAUCCGCUGGGAAGCCUUGCCUUUACUGGAACCAGACACGAGAACAUGCCUACAACACAGCCAAGUAUCCCAAUGGCGAGUGGGGGCUGGGCAGUCACAAUUACUGCCGAAAUCCGGACGGUGAUGUACAGCCUUGGUGCUACAUCUCAGAGAACGAAGAAGGGAUCUACUGGAAGUAUUGUGACAUUCCAACCUGCCACAUGCCUGGCUAUGUUGGCUGCUUCCUGGACUCUGGUACUCCCCCAACACUAAGUGGGAGCAGUGGCACUUCCACCAAACUCACGGUGCAAGUUUGCCUCAGUUUCUGCCGCAAGCGAGGCUAUAAGUUUGCUGGAGUAGAAGCUGGUUAUGCCUGUUUCUGUGGCCAUGAAGGAGAUAUCCGGCACAGCCAGCAAGUGAGUGCUGUGGAAUGUGAUCAAGUCUGCUUUGGCAAGUCCAGUGAACUGUGUGGAGGAGAUGGCCGGAUUGGCAUAUACAACGUCUCCAUGGGGGCCUGUCAGGGGAACUUCAGUGAUCUGUCUGGAGUGAUCUACUCUCCGCAGUUCCCAGAUGACUAUGAGGCCAACAGCAACUGCAGCUGGAUCCUUUACCCUGCAGGCUGUGAUUCUAUAGAGCUCAGCUUCCGGAUCUUUGAUGUGCGUGAUCCAAACGACCGCCUGGAGGUCCGGGAUGGACACAGCAAUCUCUUACUGGCCCAGUUUGAUGGGCGCCGAAGGCCGGGUGCACCUCUGCUGUUCCCCACGGACUGUCUUUCCCUCUUCUUCCAAUCAGACCAGUUCCUGCAAGCCCAAGGCUUUGCCAUCUUGUAUCGAGGACUGAAAGCUUCCUCGGUCAACUUGCGGACCCUUCCAGGUGAUGGAUCCCGUCUGACCCCUACCUCUUCCGAUUGGCUGAAUUCAACCUGGACCUACAGUGCCAAUGAGUCUGCCAUUGGGGUAGGAGCUUGGGUGAUGUAUACGGCCACAGGGACCUUCAUCUUAGCCAUCAUCAUUGUCUCAUACCAUUUGCGCAAGAGGACUUGCCUUUUUGUACAAAAGAAGACGGGGAAUUCUUUAGUUCCAUUCUCCUUCAAAGGGCCACGGAACCGCUGCCAGUGUCUUGGGGGUGAGGCCUGGACUGUAGCCUACCGACAUACCCGUGUGGUGAUCUGCACGACUCGUGGGGCCCCCCAUCACCGUCCUCUGCACACUGGGGGUGGAGUUGCCGGAGGAGACGACGAGACCUCCUCUGAUUGCUCGUGCCUAUGCCACAGCUAUGAGAAUCUUUCUUCCACCAAUCAGUCCUCUCUCAAAUCUCUCAUCUCCACCAUCUGAGGAGCUCAGAUCCUGCAGUUUGUGACUUUUAAUGCCAGACAGUUAAAGCGGACUUUCCUAGAUUCGUUAGGGACAAAAAGUCUGGGGCCUUACAGUGUUUAACCACUCAAGACCUGCGGCAGUGGCUCUAUAAUAUAGUGGAAGUUGAAGCUUUUAGGCUGAGAACCACAUUCCAGAAAGCCAAAGGUCACUUUCUAGCAAGGCUCCAUAACAAUAUCCCCCCCCCCCACAUCACAGCUUUCUUUGGGGCAGGAGAAGCCUGAGGGAGUGGAGACGCUCUUGCCAUGUCUCCUUGCAGAAGACAUGUCAGCCUAAUUUAAUCUCAAAGCAGCUUUUAUGGCCCUGGAAUUUUGUAAAAAGGUCCUGUUGGACAAAGAGGACUGGUAGAAAUCCCCAUCAUACCAGAAAUAUUCCCAUGGCAUAAUGGGAAAAUGUAAGUCUGUGACAAGACACCUGUUCCUUAUAACUGAUGGAAGGAGGAAAACUUUGGAAGGAAUGUACGCCUGGAUAUAGUAAGCUUGAUGAAUUUUUGGACACUGAUUAGGGAAAACUGGUUCUCUUGUUGGUUGUAACAUUGGUGAGGCAUUUAGCUGCAAACACUCUGAAGACUUCGAGACCCACCCAUGGAAACAUUAUUUACUUGGCUUCAGGGAAUUUUGUAGACACACCAAAGAAUGAGGAAAAGGAAAACUAGUUGUCCUGUGUUCUACAGAUACAGGAUAGAUUUUGGAACUCUAAGCCUUCAUUAAAUUAUUUUCGAACUGGCAAGGAUGCUUCUGUGUCAUCAGCUCUGUUGUGCUGUGAUUCAGAGCUUGACAGAUUUUCUGCUUUCCUGGACUGGGUAGGAGAUACACUGGAUCGUCCAUUUUUCAUUGAACAUGAUUCAUUUCUCUGAGUGUUUUGUCAUUAGCAGUGAGAAACCAAGAGAUCUUGAAUAAAAGGACAGGUUCUGGAAGAAAGUGAAGAACAUUGGUAUUUACCUUUACUUUCGGUAAUCCUGUUUCAGAUUCCUGGUUUCCUACUGGACCUGCAGUGUGUUUGGGGUGAGGUGUGGUGGGGUUGUCUCUAAUGCCCCAUGAGCCCUGCAGCUGUAGCCAAGUCUUGGAUGGGUAUGCAUCCAUGCUGUUCUUUUUUUUAAAAAAGGGUACAGAAUAUAGGGUAGCAACCAAAAUCCUUAGGAGCUUUGAGCAAUUCCCAAAUAAGUUUUUUUUUUUACAAUGUUGAGAUAAAUUUCAUGAGGAGGAAAAGGUGAGCAAGAUAGGCAAUAACUGUAUAAAAUUAGGCAGAAUGGAUAAUCACCUAUAGUAGAACAUGAGUACAUGCAGUGAAGCUGAACUGAUAGAGGAAAUAUCAGAGUUCUUCAUGUCACAAAGUAAAUCCUAACUAAUAGGACAGAAUCUGCUGCAUACAAAUAGUGUGUUGUUUUACUGAAUUCAUCAUCACAGUGGUGAUGAUGAGGCUGUUAGCAGAUCUUUGUGCCAAAUUCUUUCAGUAUUCCUUCCCUAGUCAUAAUGGUUGCCAGCACAGAAUGGUUUAAAAGAAGGGGACAGAGUAACCUCCUACUGUUUGGAGUACCCAUUGGCAUCUGGUUAGCCACAAUGUGAAACAGAAUCCAGGGCAACUAUGCCAUUGAUUUAAUGCAGUGUGUUUCAAAGUUGGAAACUUUUAAGAUGAGUAGAUUUCAACUCCCAUGCUGGCUAGGGGAUUCUGGGAGUUGAAGCCCACAUAUCUUAAAGCUGCCAAGUUUGUAAACCCGAUAUAACCUAUCAGGCUUUUAAUAAUGUAUUAUCUUUAGAAAAGAGCAAGAGAAGACCUUAUUCUUUCAACAUCUAUGAAGGUCAGCUUUUUGGAGGGUGAUCCAUUAGCUCUUGUAAUUCUGCAGCUGAGAAUGGAGUUUCAGACUGGGUGUGUAGAAUCUGCUCCAGCUAUUAACUCAAAAACAAUAUCCCCUAGAUUUUUCCAUCCUAUGCCCUCCAACUUAUUGUUAUACACUUUUCCCAAGGUUUAGUACAAAUCAGACCAACACAACAGUUACAAAAAUAUAUUAUUAUAAAAUUAGUUGAUAAUUAAUAGCCAUACCUAUAAACAAAGAUUAAGGGAAACUAGGAAUUACAAUCCUAGCAUUUUUGGAGACUAUCAGGUUUGGGAAAGAGUGAUGUAAAGGAUUUGUUUGAAAGGGCAUCCUUUGUGUGUCCCAGGAAGGGAACAAUAUUAAUUAGAGAAAAUCUGUUUGUGUGUGCUUUGUGUGCAUGUAUGUGUGUGUGUGUAUGUGUGUAAUUCUUCAGGAACAGAAUGUACAGAAUGUUUCAGUUCCAAUCAUUUUAAUUUCAGGAUCUUCAGCCAUGUUUACAUAUGUGCCACUGUGUCAAUAAUAGGAACAAGAGCCCAGCCUUUGAAACUCUUCAAUGACUUGUAAAAAGAUGAGUCCAGACAUUUUUAAGAUUGAAAGAGAACAGUGUGCUUCUUUGCCUAAAGACAAUCUCAAAUCCCCUUAUAUAUUUUGAAUGUUAUAGUUGUGCUGUCGCCAAGACUAAAUCUAAAUCUAAGACUGACUCCAGGAGCUGUGGGCUUAGCCCUCAAGCAUGUGAAACAACAAAAGUGCCUCUGAACAUCCGUAAAGUGCUUUCCCUCAACAAUUAGCAACUACGUCAAGGGCCUAGGGCAGCAUUGUAAAAGAAGGGCUAGCAGAUUUGUCGCUUGACAGGCUCCACUCAAUGUUGGUUAGCUCUCAGUCUUAGAAUCAUUUUGUGGCAACUGGAAAUGAUUACAAGGCACCAUUUCCAAUUUCCUGGAAGGAUGCUGAAAUGGUAUUCUAGGAAGUGUGGAUAGCAGUCCAUUGGACAGUUUUAAAUACCAAACCAUUCAUGGAAUGAGAUUCUUUUUCACAAAAAGGGACCUAGGUUAAUGCCCCAUUCUUUCUCCAUUUUUUUAAAGGUUUACUGAAUCCCUAGGGCCUUAUUUUAGAAAUAUUAACUGCAAAGUCUAUAUUCAAAUAUAUUUGGUAUUUGUUCUGUCCUUUCAAUGAAUUAAAUCCAUAUCCGAAACUUUAUCAGGCCAACUCCUCUUGUCAUCCUCUUGUAUAUAAUUGAAAUUUGUUUAAUUAUUUAACUUAUUAUGAAAUAAUUGUGCUGCAUGUAUAUUAAGGAAAACAUAAUAAAGCAGGUAGCCAUUAAAA